AUGUUUAAAGUUAUAAUUGGAAACGGUACUACUCUUCAGAUAGGAGAAGUUGCCAGAAAUGUUAAAAUCCAAAUGAAUGGCAAAGAAUAUGAGGAGCAAAUUCUUGGCCUAAUUCCAGAACUACCAGACGAUUUCAUUUUAGGAAACAUAUUCCUUAAGAGAUAUCAGCCGUUUACGAUAUUCUCAAAAGGAAUUAUCCUAAAUAAUCAUUUUAUUCCGAAACUCUCAGAAAGUACUAUAAAGAAUUACAAAUUAGUAGAAGAAGAAAAAUCGGAAGAGAAAUCUAAUUAUCAAGAGAAACUUGAUAAUUGGAAGAACUUGAUAUCAGGAAGUAUUCCAAAAAUGAUUCAGUUGUCUGAAGAAGAGGAAAGUAAUCUUGAAGAAAUCAAAAAGAUGCUUUCAGAAAAUUGGUCGGAGAAUCCGCAGGCAUUAUGGCAGAAAGCCAUGCCAGAAGCAGAUAUUGUGCUUAAAAAUCCCGAUACAGUUAUCAGAAGUAAAGGGAUUAGUUAUCCAAAGGAAAUGAUAAAGGAAUUUAAGAAGCAAAUUCAAGAAUUGUUAAAUUUGGGACUAAUUAGGCACAGUACGAGUGAGCACAGAAGUGCAGCAUUCAUGGUGACAAAUCAUGCCGAACAAGUACAAGGAAAAGCCAGAAUGGUUAUUGAUUAUAAAGAUCUGAAUAGAGAAACAAGAGAUGAUGGGUAUAAUCUACCUAAUCAGGAAUUUCUUAGAAAUAGAAUAAGAAGGGAGACACCCUCAGUUUAUUCUAAAUUCGAUCUCAAAUCAGGGUACUGGUAG
Malania oleifera is the source of this 795-nucleotide messenger RNA. RefSeq lists its product as uncharacterized. The record is from RefSeq and is a predicted model, not a curated record. The transcript has a single exon. Gene Ontology annotation, biological process: proteolysis. NCBI's taxonomy places the organism in Eukaryota, Viridiplantae, Streptophyta, Magnoliopsida, Santalales, Ximeniaceae. Gene Ontology annotation, molecular function: aspartic-type endopeptidase activity. The coding region runs from base 1 to 795 and encodes 264 amino acids.